UGGCACGUGUACGUCAUCACAUCGCGUCUUUAACACAAGUCGCAUGCAGCCUAAACUUAACCCGCAUGAGUUUUGUAAACAUUUCACUUUUCCUGGCAAGUUCUAACUGAAAUGGCACCGACAGAUUACAAAAAAAAGGAUAAUAAGUUUGUGGCGAAAGCUGGUAACUGGAAGAAACCACAAAAUACCCUACAUGGUGUCAAGAAGAGGAAAUGGGUCCCCGACAACAAAGUAUUUGAAGGCAGUGUUAAAGAAGGACAAGGGUUUGCUUUAAAAAGAAAGGAAAAAGUCAAACAUGAGUACAACAAACUGCUGCGUAAGGAGAAAAGGAGGACCCCUGCGUCCAAAGCUCUCUACAAAGAGGAGUACCCCGAACACCUCCGGCAUCUAUACGUGGCCGAGGCAGAGAAACUGAGGAACGAGGCCUGGGCCCAUCGCCUUAACAGGACCAAGCAGAGACUGUUAGGGCAGGAGAAAAGAGAAGAGACAGCUGAACAUGAUGCUCCUGCUGAAGCCGAAGCUGCUGAACCAGUUCCAGAAGAUGCUGGUGGAUCUGAGCAGACAGAUGCUGGACCUGUGAACUCUGAACCAGCAGCAUCCUCGGAGAAAGACGGUCUUCCAAUGAGCAACCGCAUGAGGAAGAAAAUGCAGAAAAAGACGUCCUACGAGAAGACAAAAGAGGAAUUUGAGACGGUAGAAGAAAAACGGAAAAAGAAGAAAGAGGAGUUCCUGACAGACAAGCAGCAGAGAGACGAAGCCAUCAAGAAGUACAAACAGAAAAAGGAGGAGACUUUUCAGAUACUCAGCAAAAAGACCAAAAAAGGACAGCCCAAUCUGAACUUACAAAUGGAGUAUUUGCUUCAAAAGAUCACUCAAGGAGCUGGGAAAUGAGUCAAGAGAUCUCAACGAAGAAUAUAUGGGACCCUGCCUGUAUUUGAUUGCGCGAUUUAAAAAAAAAAAAAAAAAAAAAAAAAAACAGAAUAUCCGAGGACGACCAGGAUUGAACUUUUCACACAAAAAUAUCUCUUUUCAGUGCUGAUUUAUGUUUAGAGUGGUGAUCUGUUCUUUUUUCAGUAUUUUGCCCCAGGAAUUAAACUGUUCAUUUUUAAUAUCAGACCACAAGGUGGCAUUGUAAAACAUGAGGAGAAGGGAAAAUGUGCUUAUGUAAGAUAUUAUUACACAAUAAAUGUUUUAUCUUUCUGUAA
Trematomus bernacchii (emerald rockcod) is the source of this 1205-nucleotide messenger RNA. It is a transcript of the gene ccdc59, whose product is annotated as coiled-coil domain containing 59. The coding region runs from base 112 to 891 and encodes 259 amino acids. The transcript is spliced from 4 exons. Gene Ontology annotation, cellular component: nucleus. NCBI's taxonomy places the organism in Eukaryota, Metazoa, Chordata, Actinopteri, Perciformes, Nototheniidae. The record is from RefSeq and is a predicted model, not a curated record.